UAUCCGUGAGGUAGACUUUAAUUUUAAGAAAAUAACCUGCGUUUAAAACCCAAGCCCGCAGUUUAAAAAAUGUAUUUUACUAGAUCGAUAUCUUCUUUUUAUGGAUGCAGGAUUUUUAUAAUGCCAAUGAUUUGAUGGCUAUACCUCCUGAAUAUGAAUUUAAAUACUCAGAAAUUGCUGAACGUUGAUACGUGGUUCUGAAUUCCGCAAUCCUGAAAACACCCAUAAGUUAAUGCGUUAGCCACGACUGUGCGAUUCAUUCUCGGGUUAUAAUUUGACUGCAAAGGGCAUAACGAAAUAAUAGUACGUUUAAAUGUGCUGCUUACAAAUACAACUCAGCUACUUUUAGUUAGGGGAGGUGAAUAAAAAUGAUUUUUUAAAACUCUUUAAAUAGUUUGCGAUGUAUGUCUUCUUCCAUAGUUUUGUACAGUACAGCUGAGAGAUAUAUGCGUAGUUAUGUUUUUUAUGAAUUAUUAAGCGUGAUAAAAUAUUGACCAGUCUUGAUUCAAUAAUAAUAAUAAUAAUAAUAAUAAUAAUAACAACAACAACGAUAAUGAUAAUAAUAAUAAUAAACUACAACAACAACAACAAUAAUAAUAAUAAUAUUUUGCCAGGGUUGAAUAGGCUCUGCUUUUGAUAUUAACUGCAAGGUUAAUAAUGGUCUAGCAUAUUGACCUUUAGAUUUGAUUAAAUAAAUAAAUUCAAUAAAUACUGCUUUAGACAUGACAAUAAUGUGCCGUGAGCCCUGGACCAGAAAGGCGGACACCACAGCAGGACCAAGGAAAGAUCACAAAACAGGCGAAGCAGCUUAUAAAAAUUCUCAUGUAUGCUCACGAAGACCCAGACUUCACAGUGUUCAGAAAAAGAGUAAAACGUUUCUGUGUGUAAUUAGAGCCAGGAGAUGUUUAGGAGCCAAGAUCAAGUACUCUAAAUGGUCACUAUGUCCCUGCCGCGCACGCUCGGGGAGCUACAGCUGUACCGAGUGUUACAAAGGGCCAACCUUUUGGCAUACUAUGACACCUUCAUCCAGCAGGGCGGCGAUGAUGUUCAACAGCUGUGUGAGGCUGGGGAGGAAGAAUUUUUGGAGAUAAUGGCCCUGGUGGGUAUGGCCACCAAGCCUCUACACGUGCGGCGUCUGCAGAAGGCUCUCCGAGACUGGGCUGCCAAUCCGACGCUGUUCAACCAGCCUCUGGCCAACGUGCCGCUAAGCAGCAUCCCCCUGUUCAAGAUCGACACCAGUGGGAGCAGCGUGGGGGCGGGGACAAGGAAAUCUGUGAGCAACGGGCAGCCGGGAUCUCCCUGUGAGAGGGAGGAACGGGUGUCGCUCACUCCCAUGCGGAGCGGAAGCCCAAAAAGCCCAUCCUCCCAGUCCUCCCCACAACCUCCUGACAACCUCUAUAGGGACAAGCUGUCUCCUAUGGACCCACACUGGCUAAAUCCAGAUCAAGAUAGUGGCAGUGCAUCAGGGACGAUGGUGGAUGAGGAUCAGUCCAGCCCUCCACUUCCCCCGGCAGGACCCUCGACUCCUCCGGCCUCUACUUCCUCCUGCGUCUCAGCCUGGCCCGGAGGACGACUCGACCUGGAAAUGGUGCGACUGGUGGCGGACAGUGUGGGGCGGCACCUACGCACUGUCCCGAAGACUGAGCCAGGGGAGGUGAUGACUCUUCUCAACCUGAACAAGAAGCUGGCCAAAACUGUGGGCCACAUCUUCGAGCUGGGGCCUCACGACCCGGCCAAGGAGGAGGAGAUCCGCAAGUACAGCCUCAUCUAUGGACGGUUCGACUCCAGGAGGCGAGAGGGCAAGCAACUGUCACACCAUGAGAUGCUGAUAAACGAGGCGGCUGCGCAGUUCUGCAUUUGCGACAAUGCCCUGCUGCUGAGGCGGGUGGAGCUCUUCUCUCUGGCCAGGCAGGUGGCCCGGGAGUGCGCCUACACCUCCACGCUCAAGAAAGCCAGGACAAGUACAGAAGAAUGUGGCCUGCCAUCCCAAAAGCGCAUGAAGCAGGAGGUGACCGUGUCUGACUCCCUCCAUGACACUGCUGAGAGGCCCGUGGGGGGGUCAGAAGGUGGACACCAAGGAGUGUUAAGGCCAGGGACGGACGAGGAGAGCCUGUCGGGGGAGAGUCUGGAUGGCUCAUCACAAGACCUGGGCUCACAGUCCAGCCAUUCUCAACCCCCCUGCCCUCCUGUUGAUGGCUCUGCUCACACAGCCUUAAGUCGCCACCUCGUGAAGCAGGCGCUCAUGGAUGAGGGGUUGCGAUUGGCUAGGCUGGUGUCACAUGACCAUAUGAGCAAAGGCUGCCCAGGGACAAGGUGUAUUCAAACUACAGAGCUGGAAGACAAAGCUUUGGAGAAGAGCGACUCAGAUAAACCUUGCAGAAGAAGCAGCUCCUGUGGCAUUAAAGAUCAUUCUGGAAAAGAGAAGGGCACUCUCUGAAAGACCCCCUCACCCGCUCUCUUUUCCGUACCUCCCUCCCCAUCAAUGUCCAUUUGGGCAGUAAUACUUUUUUGGCUUUUAACACCAAAAGCCAAGCGAUGCUUUAGCAGAGAAGAGCAGGCCACAGCAUCCCUGCUGUAAUUUGGAAGGCCGCGGAUUAACACUUUAGAAAAUUGAUCUGAUCAUUUUAUUUUUUGUAGGUUACACGUCGCGACUCUAUAGGCACCCCGGUGCUGUUGUUUCUUACAGAAAUCUUCUUGCACUGAUAGACUUUAGACUUACUCUCACUGCAGAAAUAUAACAACGCUUUAGAUGGCAGAUGCCAUAAUACUGUUUCAUCACAUGUCUAGGUACCUUUCUUCCGGCCGAUCAAAAUCAAUCGUCUGAUUUGCUCAAUAUAGCCUCCUGAGACCCAAGGAAAAAAGUGUCCUUCAAUUUUAGUUUUUUUGUCUUUGGAGGAAAUAAGACAUCUUACAAUUUAGAUUUUUUCAAAUGUACUUUUAUAUCUAAUUUCACAGCAUGUCCUCUUUAGUGUACAACAGAAAUAAAUAUGUUUCCUUACAUCAGUGAAAAGAUAGAUGCAAAAACAAAAUGUCCACUACAAUGGACAUAAAUGAAUGGAUGGGGUCUCAGGAGAUUACAGUAUCUUGGCUAACAUAACAACAGCAGUUCUUUCUGCUUUCUUAAUAUUGUGGUGGCAUCUUGGCAUCAUAUGUUAAAGUAGUAGUGCUUACCCCCACAGUAUUCAUUAUUGAUUUACAGUUUUUAAACACUUCAGGUGCUACAGCAUUGAUAUUGCUUAGCUGAACAGUUGGAAAGUUUCUGUGCAGUUAGUGGUGUGAAAGAAUCCAUUGAUUCUUUGAUACUUUAAGAUGCAUAACUUAAUGUUCUUUUAGACAUUGGUCUUUGAUAAUAGAGAAUUACAUCCUUUAGACAAAGACUCAGUGCAUUAUUAUUUGGUAGAUUGAGAUCGCAUGUUGUUUCUAUACUAUAAUGACUCCAUCUUAUAGCAGAAAUCAUUUUAAAUUUAAAGUGAGCAUUGCCUGGGUGAUAACAUUUUCAGUUGUAGACAACUAAUGUACAAAACAGACCAUGAGGUGUUAUCCGGUUAUGAAAUCUGCAAAAGUUCGCCUCAAUCUAAAUGCUGUCUAAUGAACUAACAAGGGCAGUUAUGUUGUUUAGAGUAUGGUACUGAUCUAAUUGCUGGAAAAUCUCAAGUCUAAACACUAAAUCACUGGGUUUAAAACUGGGUAAAUGUUUAAGCCUGGUUGUAUGAAUCUAAAUCAAAUCUGUGUGAAAAGUGUUAAAAUAAUUAUAGAAUGGAUGAAGGAUUCUUCAGCUGUAUCUAUAGUAUUAUGAAAAUUUAGCUUUUCACGCAAAGUAACAGGACCGGCAUGUAUUUUAACUCAGGAUGUAAAGGAUCACACAGCUCAUAUCCCAAUGGAAGAGUCUGGAUCAUUGAUUUUUCACCCAGGAAGCAUUUGGCAACCUUUUACAUCUCAAUGCAUUGUAUUAUAAUGUAUAGAUUAUCUAUUUUGUUAAUUUUCAAUAAAAAGAUAUUUUACA
Messenger RNA from Paramormyrops kingsleyae, 4003 nucleotides. RefSeq names its product NGFI-A-binding protein 2-like. Gene Ontology annotation, molecular function: transcription coregulator activity; transcription factor binding. Gene Ontology annotation, biological process: negative regulation of DNA-templated transcription. Lineage: Eukaryota; Metazoa; Chordata; Actinopteri; Osteoglossiformes; Mormyridae. The record is from RefSeq and is a predicted model, not a curated record. Gene Ontology annotation, cellular component: nucleus.